Messenger RNA from Pungitius pungitius (ninespine stickleback), 1234 nucleotides. It is a transcript of the gene mcidas, whose product is annotated as multiciliate differentiation and DNA synthesis associated cell cycle protein. The transcript is spliced from 7 exons. Lineage: Eukaryota; Metazoa; Chordata; Actinopteri; Perciformes; Gasterosteidae. Gene Ontology annotation, cellular component: nucleus. The coding region runs from base 221 to 1234 and encodes 337 amino acids. Gene Ontology annotation, biological process: negative regulation of DNA replication; negative regulation of cell cycle. The record is from RefSeq and is a predicted model, not a curated record.
GCGGUACCACUUCACACGUCAAACGACGAAAAAACGUUUGUCUGCACCAAUUUGAGUCUCCGAGGACGCUUGUCGCUCCCUGGAGACCGUUUAAGUGCAUUUGAUUGGUGCCGGGACCGCGGCAUGGAGAGGCACAGACCGGGAGAAUUCCGUCUAUAAAUCAGCUCUGGAUCAAACAGUGGUCCAUUCUGGCCUUCCUGUCAGAACGGAGCCGACAGAGAUGCAAAGAGACAGGCGCCAACAGGGGAGGAGAACUGCGGGAAACGCAAAGGACACGCUGGUGCCAAGGAGCAGCAGCCCGGUCAGUGUGUACGUUGACCUCCCGUGCGUCAUUGAGCAAGCUUUUUCCACAAUCGCGUGGGAUGAUUUGGAGGACUGCGCGUCUUUGGUAAGACGGGAGAGCGACUCACUUAACUCUCAGGUGAACGAUUCUGAUGGAGAUGACCAAGAUUUUGGAGAUUAUGCGCUGGAUUUCAUGGCAGAUUCUCCUGCCACGCUGGAGAGCAAUCUGUCUCCAGCUGAGCUUGUACCUUUCCAGGGAGGCGUCCUUCCCCUCAUCACCACUGAGCGAUGCUUCUCUUCAGGGCCCGGUCUGUCUCACUUUUCCACAGGAGCAGGCCUUCCAUUUGCCCAAGACGGAGCUCCAUGGCAGGGCAUCGCUCAGUACCAGGGCAGCAUGCUGGGAAAUGACAAAGUAAACAAUCGGCUCCAUGGGACUCCGUGUCGCCGACAGGAAGAGGUCCACUCCCUCCAGGAGAGAAGCCUUCCCCUCAGGCAGCUGGCCAGCCGCGCGAAGCAUCUGGCCUCUGUGCUCGACAAACUGCUGACAGUCGGAGACCCACGUGUGAGCGAGCCAGCGAUGCCGUGCAGCGACAGAACUUCCCUCAGUCCCUGUAAGCGGCAGCGACUGGAUGAAGGAUACGAAACGGAGCCCUCCGACUCAGUGGAGGACAUGCUGAGGGACAUCAGCACGCGCUGCAACGCCGUCCUGCACGGCGCUGAUGCUGGGACGAGACCCUCGCAGGAAGCAGAGACCAUACGCAUGCACGGCGCAUUCUCAGGCCUGCAGACCUCCUUCUCCGGAGCAGAGCCCAAUCAGAGCGUAUCGUCCUUCAGGACUUCGGUCCGAGAGCACUGCACCAUGAGGACUCGAGUGUUCCCUCACGGGCGGGCCUUCACGUCCGCGACUCACCAAGGAGGGUACCGCUUCCGCUGGGUUCCUGACCACAGCUGA